Molecule: messenger RNA, 1826 nt
Organism: Monodelphis domestica (gray short-tailed opossum)
Lineage: Eukaryota; Metazoa; Chordata; Mammalia; Didelphimorphia; Didelphidae
Product: CD48 antigen-like
Cellular component (GO): membrane
Source: RefSeq, a predicted model, not a curated record
GGACCGGACCAUCUGUUUCUGGUUUGUGAAGAAGAAAUCCUUUUCUCAGCCCAUUGUGCAGAUGGGCAGACUUCCAAUGAAAGCGCCACUUGCCUAUAAACUAGUAUGCCUCCAGCUCCCCAGGGUCCUGUGUACCUUUGUCUGUCUCCUGGGUGUCUGGACCUCAGGAGAUCAAAGUUCUGAUACUCAGACUUCUCUGUAUGGGGUCCAGGGAGGUUCCAUUCUGUUUCAGUUGAACACAAGCCUAGGAAAAAUGAUCCAAAGGGUCGAUUGGAGCCUUGACUCAAAGAAAAAACAUCUGCCUCUGUUCAGCCUCGAGCCUGAGACUGGGAAUCUAACUUUGAAGAAGAGUCUCCUCUGGAACCGAUAUGAGCAAAGAGCUCAUGUAACACCAACAUCCCUUAGAAUUGACAACGUCACUCUUGAGGAUAAUGGAAACUUCAAAGCCCGAAUACUUCAUGAAGAAGUAAUCAGUGAACAAAGUUUCUUUCUCUCUAUUUAUGAACCCAUCCUCCCCAAGAUCAAGAUAAUCUCAAAGUCCCAGACAUCAGAUGGAUGCAACCUCACCUUGGAGUGCCAGAUCCUGAAGAUCUCAAAUGAUACAACUGUAACCUGGGGAAGUGGAGAUAUCCCCAAGAGGCAGGAGGAGAGCUUAGGGCUGCCCUCCAAUUCUAGGAUACUGAAUCUGUCCCUACCACCGAACCUCCACAAUUCAUCUGUCACUUGCUUGGCUAAGAACCCCGCAGAGCAACAAAACUCGACAUUAAAACUGAGUGAUGCCUGUGCUGAGAAGUCUUCAAAUCCCCAAACCCCAAAGUCACCAUGGUUCAUUGGAAGUUUCCUUCUGGUCAUAUUGCUGGGGAUCCUGGGGAUCGGAUUGUGGAUCUGCAGAAGAAAAGAAAAGAAGAAAGAAGUUAUGGAUUCUCCAGAGAAUCAGAGAAAUAGUGAUAUGAACAUCCUAUAUGCAAUGCUCAGACCAAGUAGACCUGAGGACCAGAACCAGUGCCAAGAGGCUAGUGAGCAGCAUCUGCAGGAGGGGAAGCACCUCACCACCAUUUACAGUGAGAUCCAUAAUCCUCAGAUCAUGCUCAGGUAAAUGAAGCUGACCAUAGUGAUCCUACUCCUUCAUCCUCUCCUGGCUCUGUUCCUGACCUUCUGGGCUUCUCUACUAUGCCAAAUCGUGUUCCAUCUCCAUCUUUCCACUCCCCUACCCCCAUUUUGGUUCCUCCUCCCAACCAUGGAAGAUCUUUUCACUCAGUGGCCACCUCUUUCAACUGUAUUCCUCCUUGGAAUCUCCAUUUGCGAAAGAGGCCAAGGUUAGCAGUGGUGGUCACUCCUUUACUUCUUACAGGGUAUCUACCCUGAUUCUCUCCUCCAAACAUUUCCCAUUUAGCUCUCUUCUAUAUAUUAUCUGCCCUUAUUAGAAAGUAAAUAUCCUGAGACUAAGGACUGUUUUUCUUCUCUUAUUUGUGUUUUCAAUGUUUAGCAGAGCAAAUGUUUAGCAGAUGCUCUAUUAUCUGGUAGAAAUUUUACUAUUAUAGUAUCACAUUUCUCUUAAAUGUAGCUAUUCAGAAAUAAAACAUUCAUCUUGAUUUGUGGUUGGAAAAUUAUUACAAAUGGCAAUGUUAUCAAUGAUGCCACAUUUUGAGAAACUUUGUGACAUAAAGCCAAUCUGUGUAUCAUAGUAAUGGUAUUAUUGAAUAUAGAGUCAGGAAGACCUGGAUUCAAGUUUCAUUCAUAUUGACCAUGUAAACUCUCCAGGUCCUAGCUUUCAAAGACUACAAAUUGUGGAGAUGCUGCCAAUAAAACUAUAGGUCCAGUCCCUA